Molecule: messenger RNA, 5467 nt
Organism: Cuscuta europaea
Lineage: Eukaryota; Viridiplantae; Streptophyta; Magnoliopsida; Solanales; Convolvulaceae
Source: the annotation of a GenBank genome assembly
AACACCAAACCUUUUAGCCCUCUUUUACUUGCUAUUUUGAGUUUGCGAGCAAAAAUAUCACCCGUAUAUAUGUAUGUGUUCAUGUGUUAGUUCGUGUGUGUACUACAAAUUCUAUAGAAGUUGUUCUUUUGUUGAUGAGAAGUGGAAUACAAGUCUAGAGGUACAAGCAAAUUCAAAACUUCCUACAGAGUCUUGACUGUAUGCACCUACACAACAAUGGUCUCUCCAUAGCCAAUCCCUAAUGAAAAUUGGUAGUUCAUACAAAACCAAACCGAAGGCUUAUGUCCUAAAAUCAUUUUUGUGUGUACUAAUUCAAUGAAGGGGUUUUACUUCAGCUGCAUAGACAACCAAAAUUUUGAUGAAGAUCGCCAAAAUUAUACGAAAAACAGAGUAUUUUGUGCUUGGGUUUAUAUAUGCAUCUACGUUUUGUAAUUCAUAUAGAGGCACACACAAUUGAUUGGUUCAUACAGUUCAUAUUUUAAAAAUAUAAAAGCUUGGCUUGGUUGAGAAAAUGAUUUGAAGUAAAUGUUAAUUUUUGUCACAUUGCAGUUUAGAUGUUACAUUUUAGGAAAACAACCAUCAGCACACCAGUGCAUAUGGUGGAUAGGUUCUUGGUCAUAUAAGAAUGAGAACAUUUUUUAAAGCAACAACAAUAUUAGGGAUAUCUGGUAAUCAACUGUAGGUAAGAGAUAAGUAUAGUUUAGCCAUUUUUAGCAUAUCGUUAAUUUAUUUUAGUACAUAAAAUUGGCAUUGUAGAGUGAAAAAUAAUACUUUACCCAAAACUCUGCAUUCGUUGUAACUGUCCCAUUCGUUUUUAGCAUUAACGCUUAAAAACCCUAUAAAGUCCAAGUUUGAACACCUGCAGAAAAGAUCAAACAUGAGAUCUUUGUAAAACUGUAUUUAUACACUUCUAUUUUACAACUUAAAUGUAUAUGUUCUGUAUUAAAUUAGAUAGUGUUGCUCAUACUUCAAAUAUUGUGUGCUUGAGUAUUUGUUAACAUCAAGCAGUUCCAUGUUAGAGGGAAAUGCCACAUUCAUAUCAGUUUAGAAAAUGUGCUUAUAAAAGAUUUGAAUCAUAGACCACUUUUUCAUGGCGAUGGCACAUAUUGCGCGCACCAUAUCUUUCCAUAGAUUACCAUGGUUUAAAUGUAUUUACGAUUAAGUCUUUGCUUUAGGGAGAUUGGGAUUGAACAACUAACACAUGUUUGUUUGAGUGAGUGGUUAUUGAAAAAAUAUCAUAUCUAGGGAAUCCAAAUGUUUUUUUAUUCAAGCAUUCGUUCAUGCCAUGUGAAUUAAGAACAAUUCAGUAGUUAAUUAAUAUUACUCCUUAGUUACAAAGAAACCCGUUUUACUAAUCAGUUAAAACAGUUAGUACACGUGUGUAAAUUAAGAAAAUAAUGUUAAGGCAUGAGAGUCUAUUUCAAUAGGAGAGUUGAGAUCAAACACAAUAAAAGUGUGAAUAUUGUUGGGAAUAUUUUAUGGUGUUCAAUCUAGUUAGUUAUCUUUGUAUUUGUGUAGUUAUUAAUUAAACGUGUAAUCCGGGCCACAAAUGUGUAUCAGCCCGUGGGCUUCCUUGUAACCUGUAAGUUAGCUAACUUCUCCUAUAAAAGGAGGCUAACUUACGGGAACCCAUACUAAUCGAAUAGAGGCUUAGAGACGCAGAGGCGAGACAGAGAGAAAUUAGGGUUGCCGCUGCUCUCCUUCUCCAGGGAGAGUAGCGGCAGGUUUAUACGGUUUACCAGAUUUGCGUUUCAAUCUUGUCGAUUUCUUUCUAUCUGCUUCUUAUUCUUCUUGUUAUGAUUGUUGAAUGUUAAAUUAUGGGACUAACAUUUGGUAUCAGAGCGGAGGCGUGAAACAGGUUGGAUCUGUCUGCGAUUUUUGGAUUUAACGAAGAAUUGCUCUGUUUUUUCUUCAGUUUUUCUAUAUGUAGAGAUUUGCUCCUGUAAUCUCGUUUGUGAACGAAAUUUUGUAAAAAUCAUACUGUUGGAUUCGCCUUUCAAAACCAAUCCAGCAGCAUACCUCUUUUUUCGUUUUCUGCAAUUUUUAUAUUUCGAAGAUCUCUACAUUGAGAUCUCGAAAUCCUUAUUUUUCACUGCUGCAGAAACGUUUUUGGCUUGAAACUGAUACAGGAGAAUCUCGACUUUCAGGGCUAUUCAGAACAGGUUUCAGAUUUCCAAAAAUCAAUGUUUUCGUUUUGCAGGAUCUCGACAUUUAGGGACUCGAUUUCUUCUUCUCGACUUUUGAGAUCUCGAGAUUUGCAUCUCGACAUCUUGAUCUCGAGAUCUGCAUCUCGACAUCUUGAUCUCGAGAUCUGCAUCUCGACAUCUUGAUCUCGAGAUCUGCAUCUCGACAUCUUGAUCUCGAGAUCUGCAUCUCGACAUCUUGAUCUCGAGAUCUGCAUCUCGAAAACUUGAUCUCGAGAUUUGAAUCUCGAUAUCAUGAUCUCGAGAUUUGAAUCUCGAAAUCAAGAUCUCGAGAUUUGUGAUCUCGAGUUUAGGAAUUUCGAGUUUUGGGAUGUCGACAUUUGGGAUCUCGAUGUUUUGGAUCUCGACAUUCUGAAGAUUUCGAGAUUUUCAAAAAUUUCUCGAUGUUUUGAAUCUUUCAAAGUUUGCAGUAUCUUGGAACUCAUAAUUCGAAUCUUGACAUCCUUUGCAGUUCAUCGAAGCUUUACAUUAUAAGGAUCUCUGAAUGAUUCCCUGCUUAUAAAUGUUUCAGGAGUUUUCAAUGUUCUGAUGUUUUUCAAACAACAAGUUUUCGAGAUUAUGAGGUUUUCGAAACUCCAAAGUUUUCGAUGUUCAAACAUUUUGAAAUUCUGCAGAUUUCGAUAUUCUGAGGUUUGUUUUGCAGGUGGAUUUCGCCAUUAUUCUUCGAGACAACCUCGAGAUUGUAAUCUCAAGAUUUAAACCUCGAGAUUAGGAUUUCGAAAUAUUGCCUUAGACUUUUGUUUAAAAUCCACUUGCUCUCGACAUUCAUCAUCGAGAACCUCAACUUCGAAGAAAUUCCUCAAAAACUCAAAAUUAGAGAUUUUCUGCGACACCGCACUGUUUUGGCCAUAACUUUUGACUCGGUGAUCCGAUUUGAGCAAAAGAUUUUUUGUUGGAAAGCUAACGAAAAGAUCUACAUUAAUUCUUGGGCUACGUCCCAGAACCCAUUCUCACGCGCCCUCACUCUCAGUCUUUGAGGGUCAAAACGUUAGUUUUCCGACAAACAUUUUAAAUCACCGAUGUCCAGGUCAAAACUUAGGCAAAUCUGUUCAAAUUCUUUCAAUGUCAACCCUGAGGUCAAAGCUUUUCUAAACUUCAAUGUAAAGGUCUGAAAAUUGUAGAUAAUUCAAUCAACCUCGCGUCAACGGUCAUCUUACAACAAUCAACAAUCAACUGCUGGAGCCUCCCCUGACUCAUCAACAUUAUGUGAUCAUCGAUAUGCUGAAAUUCUACAUGGUGAGCUCAGGAAACCGUCAUGUGUGGUACAUGUUCAGAUUGCUCCACACACAUGGCGGGUAUGACAAGCUGUGAGCAAUCAAACCUUGCACAUUCUGAGGGUGAGUUUCAGUUUUCUCCUCCUGGCGCCUUACACCGACAAAGCAAGGAAUCUCUCAAAGGAUGCAACAUUUUAGGGGGAGUGUUCAAUGUUAUCCUCCCCGGUGCCUAACAAUGACAAAGCAUACCGAGUGCUCCAGUUGAGGGGGAGUACAGAGAGAAAACGAGAAAGUAAUGAGAGAACAUGUCCCUAUGGCUUAGUAAACCCAACUAAGCCUACCCAAGGGACAAAGCCGAGCGUAAGUGCGUAAGUGAGCGAGUGAGUGAGAGAACAUUAUGAGCAUUAGGAAGCAGAAGGCUCAAGUGAGAAGAAAAACAAUUAUCAAUGAUGAGUCUGCUACCUCAAUUGCCUGCUAUGAAUUGAACAUUUGCUCCUAGCCACUAAAAUACUCUGGACUAUCCCCAUAGGUUCAGGACUGAAUUUAUUCAGAUCCCGGGUAGAAGUCGCUGCAUUUUGUCCAAACGGCGCAUGCACAACCCUACCCUAGACCACUCACUUGUCUCCCAACAGACAGGUGUUUAAUCAUAGUUCACGGGGAACCGCAUCUCUCAUUACUGUCUCCUUCCGAGGCAAGUAAAACUGACUACAGUGGCCUCAGCCCCAUGCCACUGAACUUUCAUUGAUCACGUCGUGUCUAGUUACUCACUUCCCAAAUGUUUUGAAAUUUUCUAGGACACAGACACAUUUUAGAGUCAGUUGCUAGUCUUCAAGACUUGCGAGAACUUCCAUAGGGCUCAUCUAUUACAGAUGUAGACCAAUAAUUGGAAGGAAGUCUUGCUGUUGCAACAUAAGAAUCACCAACAUUUUCAAGCCAUUGAUUAAGAGUUUAUCUCUAUAGUGAUGAUAACGGGCGUCUUCACGACCCCGGGGGGCUACGUUAUCUUUUUUAGAUUCUGCUUGUUUUUCAUGUUUUUAUUUCUGCAGAAUAAAAGAAUAAAAGCAUGACGUCCCGAUUCAUCGGAUCGUCAUGAGGGGGAGAGUGGUCCACAUGCUGUUAACACUGAACAAAUCAUUCUGGGACACUUCACUCCAUCACAAAAAUCAACACCUUCUCUGCUAUCUCUACAACUCAAAUCAAAUGGUCAGCUACACUCACAAAUCAACAAUCAUUAUGUUCCGCUGUGCCACCCACAAGUUCUCCUCAAAUGCAUUCAUUCCAAAUAGUCAAAAAGACUACAUUGUGGAGGAGACAAAGGUCAAAUACUCAUGUCCUGAAGAUGAAUUCCAUGGGCGUCUCCUGUUUCUCCAAAGAAUAUUCAUUCCAAAGGCGUCACCGGACUUCAUCCAAGCUGAUCAAUAGCAACUUCUGGAAGGCAAGAACUACAUGCAAGAUACUGAAGGUCCCUCAACCCCCGACAUCAAAGAUCAAAUUGUCAAGAAGACAUCAAAGGGGAGAUUGCAAGGAUUUCUUCAGAUAGCCUUCCUCAGAAGUCAAGUUCAAAGACAAAGGAAGCUCAAAUAACAACAAAGACAAAGAUAUCUGCGCUGCAAUGCUGAUUCAACAUGAUUGAUCACCAAGGGGGAGAUUGUUGGGAAUAUUUUAUGGUGUUCAAUCUAGUUAGUUAUCUUUGUAUUUGUGUAGUUAUUAAUUAAACGUGUAAUCCGGGCCACAAAUGUGUAUCAGCCCGUGGGCUUCCUUGUAACCCGUAAGUUAGCCAACUUCUCCUAUAAAAGGAGGCUAACUUACGGGAACCUAACUGAUCGUAAGAGGCUUAGAGGCGCAGAGGCGAGAUAGAGAGAAAUUGGGGUUGCCGCUGCUCUCCUUCUCCAGGGAGAGUAGCGGCAGGUUCAUACGGUAUACCAGAUUCGGUUCUUAUCUUGUCGAUUUCUUCCUAUCUGCUUCUAUAUGACUGCUAUGGUUGUAUGAUUGUUAGUAUUUUGGGAUUAACAAAUAUUUUUUAAUGUAUAAAAACAUUACAAUUACAAU